UCAAGGAGUCCAACUUCUUAACCUGAAAUACAUCCUGUCUGCUGUUAGGAAUUUCCUCCUAGAACUGAUAAUAGGCAAAUAGAGGAAGGCUUAACAAUGGGCGUUUUCUGUUGAUUUAACAGCUGGAAAGAUGAAUGUUCAGGACAAAUGAUUUGCCAAGCUACUCAUAAUUAGUUGUGGAUUUAUUUUUAUUUUUUUGUCCCGGAAUGUUCUUAUGGCUGUUAAGAGUAAAAGGCUUUAGGAAACAGGCCCGGCGCCAGCAGGCAGCCAGUUUCACCAAUAACCAUGACUAACGCCGAAGCUGACACAGGACUCCCAAGUAUAGAGAGAAAGCCUGGCCUUCAGAUAUGGACCAUAGAGAAAAUGAAAAUGGUGCCUGUUCCUGAAAGGGCCUAUGGGAGUUUUUUCGAAGGGGACUGUUACAUCAUCUUAAACAACACAAAGACUCAUUCUGGAUUUGCCACAGACCUGCACUACUGGAUUGGACGUGACUCCUCCCAGGAUGAGCAAGGGGCAGCUGCUUUCUACGUGACUCAGAUGGACGACGUCCUCGGCGGAAACCCCGUGCAGCACAGAGAAGUGCAGGGGCAUGAGUCGGCAGCCUUUAAAAGUUAUUUCAAGAAAGGCAUCAUCUACAAGAAGGGAGGUGUUGCUUCUGGGUUCAAGCACGUGGAGACCAACAUGUACAACAUCAAACGCCUCCUUCACGUCAAGGGGAAAAAGCAUGUCUCAGCUACAGAGGUAGAUCUUUCCUGGAACAGUUUCAACAAAGGUGAUGUCUUCCUAUUGGACCUAGGCAAAGUGUUAAUCCAGUGGAAUGGUCCCUCAUGCAACGUUGCAGAGAAAUCGAGGGGCAUGGUCUUGGCACGGAGCAUCCGGGACGGCGAGAGAGGUGGCCGGGCUCAGAUCGGCAUCAUCGACAACGAGAAAGAUUGCCCAGACCUCAUGCAGAUCAUGAAAGCAGCGCUGGGGGAAAGGCACGGAGAGCUCCGGGAGGCGAUGCCGGAUGAGAAAGCAGAUGAACUUCAGAAAGGCAACGUCCGCCUUUACCACGUCUAUGAAAACGGGAAGGAUUUAGUGGUUCAAGAAAUUGCUACACGGCCCCUCACGCAAGACCUCCUGCGGCAUGAGGACUGUCACAUUUUAGACCAGGGAGGUUUUAAAAUUUAUGUCUGGCGAGGAAAUGACUCCAGCAAAGAGGAAAAAAAAGCUGCAUUCAGUCGAGCUGUGGGCUUCAUCCAAGCCAAAGGGUAUCCUCCUACCACAAACGUAGAAGUCAUAAACGAUGGAGCAGAGUCGGCUAUGUUUAAACAGCUCUUCCAGAAGUGGACGGAAAAAUACGAGACUCAAGGACUUGGAAAAACCCACAACGUGGGCAAGAUUGCCAAGGUGGAUCAAGUUAAAUUUGAUAUUGCUCAGUUGCAUGCUAGACCAGAGUUGGCUGCUGAACAGCGGAUGGCGGAUGAUGCCUCUGGAAAAGUAGAGGUGUGGAGGAUUGAAGAUCUGGAGAUGGUUCCAGUAUCUCCCAGGACUUAUGGGCAGUUCUACGGUGGGGAUUGUUACCUCAUCUUGUACACCUACACGAAAUCAGGCAGGCCUCAUUACAUCAUCUACAUGUGGCUUGGCCGUCAUGCCUCUGUGGAUGAAAUCACUGCUUGUGCCUUCAGCGCCGUAGAGCUGGACAGGAAAUACGGGGAUGAGCCGGUGCAGGUCCGAGUGACGAUGGGGAAAGAGCCGAGACAUUUCCUCGCACUCUUCAAGGGAAAUUUGAUCAUUUAUGAGGGAGGCACAAGCCGUGCCCAGAAGAGCGAGCCAGAGCCCGCUGUCCGGCUCUUCCAAGUGAGGGGCACAGAUGAAUUCAACACCAAAACCAUUGAGGUCCCAGCCCGAGCAUCUUCACUCAACUCCAACGAUGUCUACCUUCUCAAGACCAACCAAGUGUGCUACCUGUGGUGUGGGAAGGGAUGCAGCGGGGACGAACGGGAGAUGGCAAAGAAUGUGGCCGACAUCAUCUCCAAGCGGGACAAACAGACUGUUCUGGAGGGUCAGGAGCCAGCAGAGUUUUGGGUUGCUCUUGGAGGCAAAGCCCCCUAUGCCAGCGACAAGAGGUUCCAGGAGCAAGUUGCCGGGUACCAGCCCCGCUUGUUCGAGUGCUCCAAUCAGACGGGGCGGUUCAUCAUGACGGAGAUAGUGGAUUUUUGCCAGGAUGACUUGGAUGAGGAUGAUGUCAUGCUGCUGGACACCUGGGAGGAGAUUUUCCUUUGGGUUGGCAAAGCUUCCAACAACUAUGAGAAGAACGAGUCUAUUUCCUCGGCCAAAGAGUACCUGAAGACACAUCCAGCAGGAAGAGAUUUAGGGACGCCAAUCAUCAUGGUGAAACAAGGUCAUGAACCCCUGAACUUCACUGGCUGGUUUGCUGCUUGGGACCCAUACAAGUGGAGCGAUGGCAAAUCCUACGAGGAGAUGAAGAACAGCUUAGGAGACGUGUCUGCUAUAUCGGAGAUCACCGUGGAUCUUAAAAAUGCCAACCUGAACAACAGAAACUCCAGCAGUAAACCUCCUGCCAAUCCAGCUGUUUUUUCGGGGAGUGAAAUAAGCGCACAGGGGCACGACGCACAUUCCACCACCAGCAGCAACAACAGCUACAACAGCAUUGCGCCGUCAGUACAGAGCAAUGGGAACGGUGCAUAUCACAGAGACAUGCUGAUCAACAAGACGAUGGAUGACCUUCCAGAGGGUGUAGACCCCACCAAAAAAGAGUACUACCUGUCCGACGCAGAUUUCUAUGACAUCUUUGGGAAAACCAAGGACGAGUUCUACCAGAUGCCCAAGUGGAAGCAGCAGAAUGAGAAGAAGCAAUAUGGACUCUUUUGAGCAAAAAGGAGCUUUUGCCUUGCCUGCCUGGCCAGCUACUUAGAACUCAUUUUGGGAUAACUCCACAGGUGUGGAAGAGAGGCUGCAGAAAAGAUGCUUGCACUCCCAUACCGCAAAGAACUAUUUAAAAAAAAAAAAGCAGCACACUCUUGAAAUCGGUACUGUCAAAGAAAGGCUUAGAGUAUCUUCCUCCCCACUCCCACCGUCCCCUGCACCUCCACUACUAAAAGUGGCAACCUGUUUUUUUCUUUCCUGCCAGCUUCUUAUCAUUCAUCUGCACAAGGAGAAUAGAAUGAAAGUUUCUUAUA
This is a messenger RNA of Rhineura floridana, 3182 nucleotides long. RefSeq names its product villin like (gene VILL). The transcript has 20 exons. Gene Ontology annotation, molecular function: actin filament binding; phosphatidylinositol-4,5-bisphosphate binding. Bases 286 to 2874 code for a protein of 862 amino acids. NCBI's taxonomy places the organism in Eukaryota, Metazoa, Chordata, Lepidosauria, Squamata, Rhineuridae. The record is from RefSeq and is a predicted model, not a curated record. Gene Ontology annotation, cellular component: actin cytoskeleton; cytoplasm. Gene Ontology annotation, biological process: actin filament severing; barbed-end actin filament capping; actin polymerization or depolymerization.